This is a messenger RNA of Closterium sp. Naga37s-1, 957 nucleotides long. NCBI's taxonomy places the organism in Eukaryota, Viridiplantae, Streptophyta, Zygnematophyceae, Desmidiales, Closteriaceae. The record is from the annotation of a GenBank genome assembly.
AUGCUCUGUGUAAUAUUCUGCUGCAACCUCUCCUCACCUCCUGGACCACCCUUCAUCCCCGAACCUCAGGCCUGGUUGGACAACUCCAAGGUUCGGAAUCUCCCCAAAUUGAAAAAGCUGCCUACAGUGGUUUGGGAGGAGGGUCCCCCCCGACCCGGGUGCAUUCUCACUCUCGACUCGCGCUACAACCCUGAGGGGGUGCUGGCUGUGGAGGCGGCUGUAGCGCGGCUCCUGAGAGACCUGGGGGUGGAAGGGGAGGUUGUUGGGGGAGGGGGGAUAGGGGGGGAGAGGAUAGGGGGAGAAGGAAUACGGGGAGAGGGGGUUGGAGGAGAAGGGAUACUGGGAAAGGAAGGUGUAAGGGAAGGGGUGGGGAACGGGGAACAGGACGGCGGGAAAGGGAAGGUGGGGGGAUGGGAUGAGAGGGAGGUGGAGGAAGGGAAGUUGGGGAAAAGGGAGAGGCAUGGGGAGGGUAGGUGGUAUGGAGGACAGAGGAGGAGGCGGCUGAAGGGAGGAGAGGGGGCGGGGGAUGGGGAGGGGGAAGGAGAAGGGAAGCGGGAGGGGAAGGAGGAGGGGGAAAGGAAGGGGGAGGGUAAGGGGGAAGGGGAAGGAAGGGGGAAGGUGAAAGGGGAGGAGGGGGGGGAGGGUGAGAAGGUGGCGGAAGAAGGAGCGGGAAGGGGCGUUCAGGAAAUGCCUGAGAGAUGGCGGAGGUUUUAUGAUGGGCUGCCUAAGAUGAUGGAUGGAGAUGGGAAGGAGUAUGUGGGAAAGAUGCCGAUAUGGGUCGCUCUGGCCGUCAACAUGCUCAGGCUGUACGUGCGGCGGCAUGGGUAUCAGCUGGUGGUGGAGAAUGAGAGUCAACUCGGUCAACGCAAGUCAAUGCUCAGGCUGUACGUGCGGCGGCAUGGGUAUCAGCUGGUGGUGGAGAAUGAGAGUCAACUCGGUCAACGCAAGUCAACGUGA